AAUGCUAAUUAAUUCCCAUUUCUAAAAUUUUCAAUUGAUAUGUUUCUCCUAACUUCGGUCGCCAGAUGGCGCUGUUUGGCAGAUUUCUCACUGUUCUUCACUGAUUCAAGCGCCUCAUUAAUGACCAUUCUGUCUGUGAGGAGUCUAGUCUUUGGAAGCAGACAUUCAUCACUGUGAGCAAACUUUUAAAUUUUAAUUUACAACUCUGGAUAUUUUAUCACAAGAUUUUUUUCCAAUUUGUUUCCAUCUACUUCAGUGAUGAUGGCAAUUUAAAUAUCAAACUGUGAAUGUCUGAGUAAGACUGAGCAGCUGCAGCAGAAUGUUGCCACCCGUGAAAAAGGAUAGAAUCAUUACCCAGCUCCCAAAGUGUUUUAGUCCAAAUGCAGCUCUUCACACCAAAGAAAGCUUCCACCCACAGGUGAAGGCAGCUUGCCAGGUUCAGAAGACAGACAGCUUCAACGUUGCCAAAGUCAUUGUAGUCGGAGACGUUGCAGUUGGGAAAACUUGUUUAAUUAGCAGGUUCUGUAAGGAUGCCUUUGAUAAGACCUACAAAGCUACCAUUGGAGUGGAUUUUGAGAUGGAGCGUUUUGAGGUGCUCGGCGUUCCCUUCAGUUUACAGCUGUGGGACACUGCAGGUCAGGAGCGUUUCAAGUGCAUCGCGUCAACGUAUUACAGAGGAGCACAAGCCAUCAUUGUGGUGUUUGACUUGAGCAGCGUGAACUCAUUAACAAAUGCCAGGCAGUGGCUGGAGGACGCCAUGAAGGAAAAUGACCCGUCCAGUGUUUUACUGUUUCUUGUUGGAACUAAAAAGGACCUCAGUUCUCCUGAACAGUUGGCUCAGACUGAACAGGAAGCCAUCAGACUCUCAGAGGAAAUCAAAGCGGAGUACUGGGCCGUGUCCGCAAAGUCAGGAGACGGCAUCAGGGACUUCUUCCUCCGCGUGGCCUCUUUGACCUUUGAGGCAAACGUUUUGGCUGAGCUGGAGCUGAACGAGUCAAGGCACACCAGCGACAUCAUCAGGAUCAAAGACAGCCCAGAAGGCGGUCACAAACUGAAGAGGAAAACCAACUGCUGCUGAGCCCCAAACCGAAUAGAUUUACUGCAGCGAUGACCAGAAAAAUGCAGCUGAAACUCACAGCUUCAGAGCGGAUUUUGUGAAAACAGCUUCUUAAAGAGAUGUCAGCCAGUGUUUGUAGGAUACUGUAAAUGUUUUGUUAGAAAGAAAAGUCAUGAUCCAAGAAGCAGUUCUGUUGAAAUAAAAAUGGUGGAAAUUGUUUUUCAGCAGGACAAACACCUUCAAAAAACAUCCAAAUGUCUGAUGAUUUUUUUUUCUUCUUCUGUUGUAUUUGAAAAUGUCAGAAUAAAAUCCAGUUUUUUUCUUUU
Molecule: messenger RNA, 1383 nt
Organism: Nothobranchius furzeri (turquoise killifish)
Lineage: Eukaryota; Metazoa; Chordata; Actinopteri; Cyprinodontiformes; Nothobranchiidae
Gene: rab34b
Product: RAB34, member RAS oncogene family b
Biological process (GO): phagosome-lysosome fusion; Golgi to plasma membrane protein transport
Cellular component (GO): phagocytic vesicle; Golgi cisterna
Molecular function (GO): GTPase activity; GTP binding
Source: RefSeq, a predicted model, not a curated record